Entelurus aequoreus (snake pipefish) is the source of this 1852-nucleotide messenger RNA. Its product is annotated as gastrula zinc finger protein XlCGF71.1-like. Gene Ontology annotation, biological process: regulation of transcription by RNA polymerase II. Gene Ontology annotation, molecular function: RNA polymerase II cis-regulatory region sequence-specific DNA binding; DNA-binding transcription factor activity, RNA polymerase II-specific. The record is from RefSeq and is a predicted model, not a curated record. The transcript has a single exon. Bases 314 to 967 code for a protein of 217 amino acids. Lineage: Eukaryota; Metazoa; Chordata; Actinopteri; Syngnathiformes; Syngnathidae.
CCAGCAGCUGAUCGGUAAUCCAGAAGAAGUUUCCCCUCAGUUAGGGGGGAGCUCCACUUUGAAGCAGGAGACUCCACAACCACCCUGCAUUAAAAAGGAAGAGGAGGAACUCUGCAUCACUCAGGAGGGAGAGUGUCUUCUAGGACGAGAGGAAGCUGAUUACACCAAGUUUCCACUGAGUAUUAUCUUUGUGAAGACUGAAGAUGAUGAAGAGAAACCACAAGUAGACAACCUCUUAGCUCCACUAUCAGAUAGUGAGGCUGAAGACGAGGUUGAAGAACCUUUGAGCAGCAAUAAAGACUGUGAAGGUGAUAUGAGGACUCACACUGACAACAAACACUCUGAAUGCUCUACAAAGAAGAGAGGUAAAACAUGUUUGAGCUGCUCAGUUUGUGCUGAAAGUUUUACUAAAAAGAGCCGUUUGACUCAACACAUGAGAACACACACAGGUGAAAAACCAUUCAGUUGUUCAGUUUGUGGCAAAAGCUUUUCUCGAAAUUAUGGUUUGACUGAACACAUGAGAACACACACAGGUGAAAAAACAUUUAGUUGUUCAGUUUGUGGUGUAAGCUUUUCUCGAAAUAGCAAUUUGACUAAGCACAUGAGAACACACACAGGUGAAAAACCAUUUAAUUGUUCAGUUUGUGACAAAAGCUUUUCUCAAAAUAGCUAUUUGACUAAACACAUGAGAACACACACAGGUGAAAAACCCUUUAAUUGUUCAGUUUGUGGCAACAGCUUUUCUCAAAAUAGCAAGUUGGCUCAACACAUGAGAACACACACAGGUGAAAAAACAUUUAAUUGUUCAGUUUGUGGCAAAAGUUUUUCUGUUAAGUGCAAUUUGACUGAACACAUGAGAACACACACAGGUGAAAAACCCUUUACUUGUUCAAUUUGUGGCAAAGGCUUUUCUGUUAAGUACAAUUUGACUCAACACAUGACAACACACUGGACUAAGACCAUUUAAUUGUUCAGUUUGUGGUAAAAGCUUUCCUCAUAACGGCUCUUUGUGGCGACACAUGAGAACACACGCUGGAGAAAAACCAUUUAGUUGUUCAGUGUGCUGUAAAAGGUUCACACAUAAUACAGACGCAGUAAAACACAUAAGAACACACAAGGGAAAAUAACCAAUUAGCUGUUUAGUUUGGGGUAUGUUGCUCAUAUGUGGUGACAUCCACCCUACCCAGGACCUCCUCACUGCUUCUUUCACAAAUAUCUGAGGUAUUCAUACAAACUUGGAUUAUUUGGAGCAUAAUAUUAUCCACUCAUGAUCCCAUGUUUUCUCUGUAUCUGAAACCUUCCUGAACAGUAAGAUAGAUGAUGCUUCAAGUGCUUGGUUGCUCCUUCUUCAGUCCAGGGACCUGGGGCCUCAUGUGUCAAGUUUGCCCACGCUCAAAAACCUGCACUACACCCUUUUUCACUGCAAAGUUGAGAUGUAUCAAAACUGACGUUGACGCAUAAGUGAUGCUGGGUAACUGUUUGCAUAACAAACUGCCAACUUUUACUCUUUGACUUUGUCAUGUUGUAUUUUUAAGUUAUCAUGCCAUGAUUUUACCCGUGGAAAUAUAUUUUCCUCCAUGCGGCUCCUGAGCUAAAAUUAGUUUGACACCCCUGCUGUAAUCUGACUUAUGUGAGCAGGUUACUGUAUAAACAUACCUAUCGCUAGGUAGAAAUGAGCAGUUUCACCAACAUUUUUAUGUGAAACCAUAUUACUAACUUGCUGGUGUUUAACAGGAUUCAUGGAAGUUUAUUGUCAUAGCAGCACACGAUACACAUGAGAUGGCACACAAUUUAGUAGCACGUGAACAAUAGGAUUGGUCCUGGUGGAGUCCCGCCUCCACAGACAGAUCAG